Molecule: messenger RNA, 617 nt
Organism: Manihot esculenta (cassava)
Lineage: Eukaryota; Viridiplantae; Streptophyta; Magnoliopsida; Malpighiales; Euphorbiaceae
Exons: 4
Coding region: 79-549 (156 amino acids)
Source: RefSeq, a predicted model, not a curated record
AUCAUCUCUCCAAACUCUCUCAUUAAUUCUCAAAGCCAUUUCAUUUCCUCUUCAUCAUCAUCAUCGUCAACAAAGGAAAUGGAGAAUUAUAGACUCAGGUUUCUGUGGUUACCUUUGGGGUUUUUCCUUCUUCUCCUCGUCUGUGCUAAAGCUGAAAACCCUUUAAAAAAUGUCAAUCUGGCUCCAUUUUGGCAGUGGAGGAGCGCCUGGGACUGCUUGCAAAAUAUCUCUACAAAUUGUGCCACAAAUAUACACCUAAAUGGGGUGUUGAAUAUAAAUGGAUCUGCGCUUACGGACUUCUGCGCUGGUGGGUGCGCAGAACACACUCAGAAUGUCCUUACUUGUAUUUAUUAUGCCAAAAGAGAUUUCUGGUUCGCAAAUGGAGCCACCGUUAAAAACAUCACUGAAACCAUUCAUCAUGGAUGCUCUACCAAUACAAGUAUUAAUACAGAUUUCAAAAGCAGUGCAAUGAGGGUAUACCAAAACCUAUUGGUUCCAUUGGUUUCAUCUAUAGCAACAAUGCUCAUAGUUAACAUCUUCCACAUGUGAGGGUUUUUCAGUAUAUUGGAUGUAUCCCACAAUAAAAUCUAUAAUAAUUUGGGAACUUUUCUCUUAAA